UUACAACACGCCACAACAAUCACAACUCAACCUUCUAUAUAAACCUCUGUUUUCUUUUCUUUUUGCUUCAUACCUAAAACGCAGACAGAAUAAAAAACAAAACAAGGCAAGAAAGAGCAGCUCUUUUUCACUGCAAUGGCAACAGCGCAAACACCCCAUAUAGCCAUUCUGCCGAGUCCUGGGAUGGGUCACCUCAUUCCACUCGUCGAGUUCGCCAAACGACUCGUCCACCAACACAACUUCACUGUCACCUUUGUUAUCCCCACCGAUGGUUCUCCUUCUAAGGCUCAAAAAUCAACUCUUGAUUCUCUUCCGAGCUCGAUAGACUCUGUUUUUCUUCCUCCUGUUGACUUGAGUGACCUACCCGAAGGUUCAAAAAUCGAAACGGUGAUUUCUUUGACGGUGGCUCGCUCCCUUUCUUUCAUUCGUGAUGCUUUAAAGUCACUGGCUGCAAAGACAAAACUUGUUGGCUUGGUGGUUGAUCUUUUUGGUACGGACGCAUUUGACGUUGCUAGAGAAUUCAACGUCUCGCCGUACAUAUUCUUCCCAUCCACCGCUAUGACCUUGUCUCUGUUUCUUUACCUGCCAAAGCUUGAUCAAAUGGUUUCAUGCGAGUACAGGGACCUGCCUGAAAUGGUGAGAAUUCCAGGGUGCAUCCCAAUAUACGGGAAUCAAUUGCUGGACCCAACUCAAGACAGGAAAAACGACUCUUACAAGUGGCUUCUUCAUCAUACAAAGAGGUACAGAUUGGCUGAAGGAAUUAUGGUGAACAGUUUCGUGGACUUGGAAGGAGGAGCAAUAAAGGCUUUGCAAGAUAAAGAACCCGGUAAGCCACCGAUUUACCCGGUUGGUCCACUUGUUAACGUUGAUUCCAGUAGCAAAGCUGAUGGGUCGGGUUGUCUGAAGUGGCUAGAUGGUCAGCCACAUGGGUCGGUUUUGUACGUGUCAUUUGGGAGCGGUGGGACCCUGUCCUAUAACCAGAUAAAUGAGUUAGCUCUGGGAUUGGAAAUGAGCCAGCAACGGUUUUUGUGGGUUGUGAGAAGCCCAAAUGAUCAGGUGGCUAACGCCACGUUUUUCAGUGUACAGAGCCAGCAGGACCCUUUCGAUUUUCUGCCAAAGGGGUUUUUGGAGCGGACGAAAGGCCGAGGUCUGGUGGUGCCGUCGUGGGCGCCACAGGCUCAGGUGCUGAGCCACGGUUCUACAGGAGGGUUUUUGACCCAUUGCGGAUGGAAUUCAGCCCUCGAAAGUGUUGUUAAUGGGGUGCCUCUAAUCGCAUGGCCACUUUACGCCGAGCAGAAAAUGAAUGCCGUGAUGCUGGCUGAGGAUAUUAAAGUUGCAUUGAGAGCAAAACCCAACGAAAACGGGUUAGUUUGCAGAGACGAGAUUGCAAAAGCUGUUAAGGGUCUAAUGGAAGGCGAAGAAGGGAAAGGUGUCCGAAAUAGAAUGAAGGACCUGAAGGAAGCAGCCGCAAAGGUUCUGAGUGAAAAUGGGUCUUCCGGCAAGGCACUCUCUGAAGUGGCUCAAAAGUGGAGGAACCAGAUAGGCAUCUAGAAAUUAGAAACGCACCCAUUUUCGAUCUUUUUUCACUCUCUACCGUUAAGUUAUGGUAUUAGUAUUAGUAUUUAACUUUAUGUUCUACAUUUCUUUUCCAUUUUCCUGUAUAUGGUCUAGGCCAUUUGGUUUGUAAGUUGUAACAACAGCUAGCAAUAUGUGUUUGAAUGUUAGAAGUUGUUGAUAUACAGUAAUCAGUUCUCUUGGGAGUUUCUAGUUAA
This is a messenger RNA of Theobroma cacao (cacao), 1772 nucleotides long. Its product is annotated as hydroquinone glucosyltransferase-like. Lineage: Eukaryota; Viridiplantae; Streptophyta; Magnoliopsida; Malvales; Malvaceae. The record is from RefSeq and is a predicted model, not a curated record. Gene Ontology annotation, molecular function: UDP-glycosyltransferase activity.